Messenger RNA from Kickxella alabastrina, 879 nucleotides. RefSeq names its product phosphatidylinositol N-acetylglucosaminyltransferase subunit Y-domain-containing protein. The record is from RefSeq and is a predicted model, not a curated record. Lineage: Eukaryota; Fungi; Kickxellomycota; Kickxellomycetes; Kickxellales; Kickxellaceae. The transcript has a single exon. Bases 58 to 693 code for a protein of 211 amino acids.
UCUUUUUUGUUAUGUAUAUUUUUGAAUUGGUUAAAAAACUUUCUAUAUAAUAUAUACAUGCUUAAUAUUACUAAUGCAAUGAGGCAGCGGCGGCAGCAGCGGCAGCAGAGGCCGGCCAAUGAGUCCAUGGCGGAGGAAAAGGCGUUCGUGAUGUCGGAGCCGCCCACAUCGAGCUACGACCUGCAGCAAUGGGCCGAAAAGGAGGAGGAAAAGGAAGAGGGUGAGGGCAACGAGGAAGAACACAAAGUACGGAAAAGCGCCAACAUAGCAUUGGCGCCCGUAGCAGCAGCAGCAGCAGCAGCAUGCGACGACACAGACACGCUGCUCAAGCGAGUGUCCUCGAUGCCGGGCAACCUGUCACUGUUCCGCGCACACCUAACAAACCCAUUGCAGCGGCCAGAGUUUCGCGCAGCGCCGCCAUAUACCCGGCGGCAGGCGGCGCAGCUUCCAGCUAACGAGCCCGACUCAACGCCGGUCUAUGGCGCCGUGCUGCUGGGCGUCACCAGCGUAAUGUUCGUUCUGCUUAUGUAUGCGCUGGUGGUGGCCAAAUUCAUGCCCAAGACUGGGUUUUGGCUGCUGGACGCGGUGAAAAAAGAUGAUUACUUUUGCUUGCUCGUGCCGAUCACUGGGCUGUCGUUUACAUUUGCAGUGUUUUGGAACUGGCUUGGGAUGAAGUUCUUUCGGCACAAUUAAACAGGGGAAAUAGCGAUAGGCUUUUUCGCAGGCUUUGGGGCAGGGGGUUGGAUCAAGAAGUGGUGGUUGGGUUGAUUUUAUCUGCUGCUUUGGGUGUGUGGAUUGAGUGAACUGGACCGGGGGAUCAAGAGCGGGAGGAGAGAGAUAACCGACUUUUUCUAUUAAUUAAUUUUUUGUUUGCAUUGG